Messenger RNA from Pseudophryne corroboree (corroboree frog), 1368 nucleotides. RefSeq names its product inorganic pyrophosphatase 1 (gene PPA1). The record is from RefSeq and is a predicted model, not a curated record. Gene Ontology annotation, molecular function: inorganic diphosphate phosphatase activity; magnesium ion binding. The transcript is spliced from 11 exons. The coding region runs from base 134 to 1003 and encodes 289 amino acids. Lineage: Eukaryota; Metazoa; Chordata; Amphibia; Anura; Myobatrachidae. Gene Ontology annotation, biological process: phosphate-containing compound metabolic process. Gene Ontology annotation, cellular component: extracellular exosome; cytoplasm.
AUGAGGUGCGAGCCGGGAAGGUGUGUGAGGGAAUAUGUGAGCGCUGCGCCUCCUGGCCUGUCUUCGUUCUCUCUGACAUCAAACCACGAGCAGCAGCACCCGACGGCCGGAGGAGACCAGCAGCAGCAGCAGCAUGUCAUUCAGCACCGAGCAGCGGGCCAAGCCCAACAGCCUAGAGUACCGGCUGUUCUUCAAAGACGGCAAAGGACGAUAUAUAUCUCCAUUCCAUGACAUCCCCCUGUAUGCCGAUGAAGCAAAGGGCAUAUUCAACAUGGUUGUGGAAGUCCCACGAUGGACCAAUGCAAAGAUGGAGAUUGCCACAAAAGACCCUCUGAAUCCAAUUAAACAAGAUGUUAAGAAAGGCAACCUGCGUUAUGUGGCUAACGUGUUCCCUCACAAGGGCUAUAUAUGGAAUUAUGGAGCCCUCCCACAGACCUGGGAAAAUCCAUCUCACAUUGACGAGAAUACUGGUUUUGGUGGUGAUAAUGACCCAAUUGAUGUCUGCGACAUCGGGAGUAAGGUGUGUGAAAGAGGAGAGGUCAUUAAGGUUAAGGUCCUUGGUACCCUGGCAUUGAUUGACGAAGGAGAAACUGACUGGAAAUUAAUGGUGAUCAAUGUUGAAGACCCCGAGGCUUCUCACUAUAAUAACAUCGAAGAUAUCAGAAGACUGAAACCCAAUUAUCUGGAAUCCACUGUUGACUGGUUCAGAAGGUACAAGGUUCCCGAUGGAAAGCCAGAAAACCAGUUUGCUUUUGAUGCAGAAUUUAAAAAUAAGGAUUUUGCAAUAGAAGUGAUUAAGUGUACCCAUGCUCACUGGAAGGCGCUAGUAACCAAAAAGACGAACGGAGGAGAAAUCAGCUGCACUAAUACCACUGUAGAAGUCAGUCCAUUCAUUUGCAAGCCAGAUGAAGCUCAAGCCUACGUUGAUGCUACUCCUCCUUGUGGAUCUGCGAGCCCUAUCCCAGCUGAUGUGGACAAGUGGUACUAUUAUCAGAAGAACUAAUUAGCAGGUGAAGACCUCUCGCUAUUAUCGCAUGCAUUUCCCCAGGCAUUUGGAUGUGCAGUAUAAAGAAGAUAUUGACAGAACCGACAUGAUCAUGUAAACACAGGAUGCUGUAACCCUUUUAAGUGAAGAAUGGUAGCAAACGACAAAAUGUGCUCUGAAUAAUCUGCUAAAGCUCUAUGUGUAUGUUACCAUUAAUAACAGACAUUAUCCUCAUUGAGCAUCAGUAAUUUGGGCUCCUGUUUAGGUCCUGAUAGUUUUGUGAAAGCAAACUGCAAAAUUGGCAUACUGGAUUCUUUGACACCUUCCAUCCUUUGUAGUUUUCCUGUAUAACAGAAGCCAAUAAAGCUACUUUUGUUGGUAAA